CUCUCCCUCUGCGGUCUGUCACCCCUCCCUCCCUCAUUUCCUGUCUCCCUCUCUCCUCCCUGUUGCCAUGGAAACUGGGCCGGUCCAGGUGGAGCCGCUGCUUGGCGUCUCGGCUCUGUGGAUGAGAAGCAGCGCAGGUCCGCGGUCUGAGCCUGGUUUCUUCUGAAGCAGCAGAUUUCCCGCGUUCGUCGGGCGCGUCCUGCCGGGAAUCAUGUCCUGACUCCGCAGGGAGGCGGGCCGAGGCGGGGUUCUGGUUCUGGUUCUGGCGCGGUCUUCUCUGCCUCCGCGGAAGGAGCAACACCCGAGAAAAUGAUGCAUCAUGGAAUGUGAGGGUCCAAACUUUCAGCGACACGCCUGCGCCGGGCAGCCCGACUCCAGGAGCGGCAGAGGAGGGCAACCCGCCCGACACUGACGGAACCGAGCCUCGGAGGUGCAUGGUGGACUCUCGUGUCGGUGGCCCGCAGCCGCGCUCUCAGGACCUGCAGAGGGACGGGCCGCCUCCGCGUGUGGGGAUGCGUUUCCAUUUCUCCUCUGGUGUUAGUUUUGGUGUCUCCGGGAAGAUCCGCGCUCUGCCAGAAUGGCUCGCUUUGAAGACGAACUGUCCAGCCGCUAUGGAGGCGGCGGUCCCGCGGGGCCGGCCCGAGGGGCCCCCCGGCAGCAGGGGCCUCCCGGGGGCCAAAGGAUGUACAAGCAGACCAUGGCCCAGAGGGCCAGGACCAUGGCGAUCUACAACCCCAUCCCCGUCAAACAGAACUGCCUCAGCGUCAACAGAUCUCUCUUCAUCUUCAGCGAGGACAACAUCAUACGGAAAUACGCCAAGAAGAUCACCGAAUGGCCUCCAUUCGAGUACAUGAUCCUGGCCACCAUUAUUGCAAACUGCAUAGUGCUGGCCUUGGAGCAGCACCUCCCAGCCUCCGACAAAACCCCCAUGUCCGAGCGUUUGGACGACACAGAGCCCUACUUCAUUGGAAUAUUUUGUUUCGAGGCUGGCAUCAAGAUCAUCGCCCUGGGCUUUGCAUUCCAUAAGGGGUCCUACCUGCGGAACGGCUGGAACGUCAUGGACUUUGUGGUGGUCCUGACAGGGAUCCUGGCCACUGUGGGGGCAGACUUCGACCUGAGAACACUAAGGGCAGUGAGAGUCCUGCGGCCCCUCAAACUGGUCUCCGGCAUCCCAAGUCUACAGGUUGUCCUAAAGUCCAUCAUGAAAGCUAUGGUACCUCUGCUGCAGAUCGGCUUGCUGCUCUUCUUUGCCAUCCUCAUGUUUGCUAUCAUCGGCCUCGACUUCUACAUGGGCAAAUUCCACCGCGCCUGCUUUAGGACAGACACAGGCGAACAGGCAGCAGAUUUCCCAUGUGGCCUGGAGCCUCCUGCGCGUACCUGCGGCAAUGGCACCGUCUGCAGGGAGUACUGGAUCGGACCUAACUUUGGGAUCACGAACUUUGACAACAUCCUCUUCGCCAUUCUCACUGUUUUUCAGUGCAUCACCAUGGAAGGAUGGGUGGACAUCCUCUACGACGCUAACGACGCCUCAGGGAACACCUGGAACUGGCUGUACUUCAUCCCCCUCAUCAUCAUCGGUUCCUUCUUCAUGCUGAACCUGGUGCUGGGUGUCCUGUCAGGAGAGUUUGCAAAAGAGAGGGAGCGUGUGGAAAAGAGGCAGGAGUUCCUGAAGCUCCGUCGACAACAGCAGAUCGAGAAAGAGCUAACUGGAUACCUGGAGUGGAUCUGCAAGGCAGAGGAGGUGAUGCUGGCUGAGGAAGACAAGAACGCUGAGGAGAAGACGCUGGACGGAGCGUGGUACAAGAAGAAACAGAGCAACUCUGUUUUGAAAAGGACCAAGAAGAGCAAGAAUGAACUCAUUAAUGCAGAGGAGGCAGAGGACCACUACACUGACAUCUCAUCUGUUGCUCCCCAAGGGUCGCCGUUCGCCCGGGGCAGUGUGAAGAGCAAGAACGACAGCUCGUCUUACUUCAGGAGGAAAGAGAAGAGGAUCCGCUUCACCAUCCGCCGCCUGGUCAAAUCUCAGAGCUUCUACUGGACCGUGCUUUGCCUCGUUGGCCUCAACACGCUGUGUGUAGCCAUAGUUCACUAUGACCAGCCUGAGUGGCUCACCUAUGCUCUGUACCUGGCUGAGUUUGUGUUCUUGGGUUUGUUCCUGGCUGAGAUGUCCAUGAAGAUGUAUGGCCUCGGACCACAGAACUACUUCCACUCAUCUUUCAACUGUUUUGACUUUGGGGUCAUUAUUGGCAGUAUUUUUGAGGUGAUCUGGGCUGCCAUCAAACCCGGCGCCUCAUUUGGGAUCAGUGUUCUGCGAGCGCUCAGACUGCUGAGGAUCUUCAAAGUCACUAAGUACUGGAACUCUUUGAGAAACCUGGUGGUGUCUCUGCUCAACUCCAUGAAGUCCAUCAUCAGCCUCCUGUUCCUGCUCUUCCUCUUCAUCGUUGUCUUCGCUCUGCUGGGCAUGCAGCUGUUUGGUGGCCAGUUUAAUUUUGAAGAUGAAACACCAACAACCAACUUUGACACGUUCCCUGCAGCCAUCCUCACCGUGUUCCAGAUCCUAACCGGAGAGGACUGGAACGCCGUCAUGUACCAUGGGAUCGAAUCACAGGGGGGCGUUCAUGGGGGCAUGUUUUCCUCCAUUUACUUUAUUGUCCUGACUCUCUUUGGGAACUAUACUCUCCUCAACGUGUUCUUGGCCAUUGCUGUUGAUAACCUUGCAAAUGCCCAGGAGCUCACAAAGGACGAAGAAGAGCAAGAGGAGGCCAUCAAUAAGAAGCUGGCCCUACAGAAGGCCAAGGAGGUAAAGGAAGUCAGCCCCAUGUCUGCUGCUAACAUUUCAAUCACAGCUUUUCUAACACACAGUCGAGGUAACGUGCAGUCUAGCAGCUCAUCCAUCUGCAGCGUUAACUCACUGAGUUAUGUCUGCACCCCAGUCCAUCACUACCUGAGUAACGAGCAGCAAAGGUCGGUGAAGACGAUGUCGGUGUGGGAGCAGAGGGCCAAUCAGCUGCGGAGGCAGAAUCGUGCUAGCUGUGAGGCUCUUUACAACGAGCUUCAGCCUGAGGAGCGCAUCCGUCUGACAUCAGCCCUCAACAUCCGACCUGACAUGAAGACUCAUCUCGACCGACCGCUGGUCGUUGAAACCUGUGAUGGAGCUCUGCUGGGCAGCCAGCACCACCACCACCACAAGACAUGCACUGCAGAAGAGGCCGAGACAGCUGCUGACCUUCCUCCUGCUCCUCACCAUCCUCGCCAUCAUCACCGGCACAGAGCCCGGAUAAAAGAGGACAUCAACGACAACGGAGAAGCUGGCAGGGAAGGGAGGCGCCAUGUCCAUCACAGCCGCUCCAAAGAGCAUGACUGCAGCCGCAGUAAAGAGGGGGGCAGGAUGAACCACCAUCAAAGUUCGGUUGAAGAUGGAGGUGGUGGAGUCAAGAGUGAAAGAGCACACCGCCAUCAUCAUUCACAUCGCCAGUCCCGAGGGGGCAACGGGACAGUGAACAGCGAAGGGAAGGGCGAGCGAAGGUCCCGCCACAAAGACGGACGUCCGUCACAUAAGACUGGAGACAGGAGCUCCAGAGGAGAUAACGGAGAGCAUGGAGGCAAGAGCAGACAUCAUGCUCAUAGGUCAAGGAGCAGGUGCACGACGGAGGAGGCCAACGAGAGGAAGAACCACAACCACAGGCUUGGAGACUCUGGGGGGGAGUCCCUGGCUGUCUCCCCACAACAGGACUCUGAGGGGACAAAAUGUCUGCCUGACCGCCCAGAGGACUCUGACAACCAGAGAAAUGUCCGACAAACAGGCCAAACCUCCAUCCAUGUUCCUCCUGUGACUGUCACCUCCCCACCUGGAGACACCACCCUUAUUCAGAUGAACAGCAUUGACUGUGAAACGAUGCCCAUGACUGAGAAGACCCUGGAGGAUUCAUGUCCGACCGGGCCCAAACCAAUCCUGCCCUACAGUUCCAUGUUCAUUUUUGGACAGACCAAUCCAGUUAGACGCCUGUGCCACUACAUCGUGACUCUGAGGUAUUUUGAGAUGUCCAUCCUGGUCGUCAUAGCAAUGAGCAGCAUCGCUCUGGCAGCUGAGGACCCCGUCUGGGCCAAUGCACCACGCAACAAUGUGCUUAAAUAUCUGGACUACGCCUUCACAGGUGUUUUCACCUUUGAAAUGGUGAUCAAAAUGGUGGACUUGGGUCUGCUGCUCCACCCUGGAUCCUACUUCAGGGACCUGUGGAACAUACUGGACUUCAUAGUGGUCAGUGGGGCGCUGGUGGCUUUUGCAUUUUCGAGCUUCAUGGGAUUGCAACAAGGUGUGACCAGGGGGAAUAAAGGCAAAGACAUCAGCACGAUCAAGUCACUGAGGGUCCUCCGAGUUCUCAGGCCCCUCAAGACAAUCAAGCGUCUUCCUAAACUCAAGGCGGUGUUUGACUGCGUGGUCAACUCUUUGAAGAACGUGCUGAACAUCCUCAUUGUUUACAUCCUCUUCAUGUUCAUUUUUGCUGUUAUUGCGGUUCAGCUCUUCAAGGGAAAAUUCUUCUAUUGCACUGAUGAGUCAAAAGGCCUGGAGAAGGACUGCAAAGGACAGUUCCUGGACUACGACAAAGACGAGGUGGCAGCCAUGCCCAGAGAGUGGAAGAAAUACGAGUUUCAUUAUGACAAUGUACUGUGGGCUUUCCUGACCCUCUUCACUGUCUCCACGGGGGAAGGCUGGCCAACCGUUCUUAAGCACUCUGUGGACGCCACCUUUGAAGACCAGGGUCCCAGUCCGGGCUAUCGCAUAGAGAUGUCCAUAUUCUACGUGGUCUACUUUGUAGUCUUCCCUUUCUUCUUCGUCAACAUCUUCGUCGCUUUGAUCAUCAUCACCUUUCAAGAGCAGGGAGACAAAGCUCUGUCCGAGUGCAGCUUAGAGAAAAAUGAGAGAGCUUGCAUUGACUUUGCUAUCAAUGCCAAGCCGUUGACGCGCUACAUGCCUGAGAAUGCCCAGUCCUUCCAGUACAGGAUGUGGAAGUUUGUUGUCUCAGCUCCAUUUGAAUAUUCCAUCAUGAUCAUGAUUGCUCUCAACACCGUGGUUCUCAUGAUGAAGUUCCACGGAGCACCAGACUUCUAUGAAGUGAUGCUGAAGAACCUUAACAUUGUCUUCACCACUCUGUUCUCUCUGGAGUGCAUCCUGAAGAUCAUUGCCUUUGGUCCUCUGAACUACCUGAAGGAUGCAUGGAAUGUCUUUGACUUUGUGACAGUUUUGGGAAGCAUCACAGACAUCCUGGUUACUGAAAUCAACACGACGGAUAGGCUCCUGAAUUUGAGCUUCCUGAGGCUUUUCAGAGCAGCUCGACUCAUUAAACUGCUGAGGCAAGGCUACACCAUCCGCAUCCUGCUGUGGACAUUCGUCCAGUCUUUCAAGGCCUUGCCUUAUGUUUGUCUGCUCAUUGCCAUGCUGUUCUUCAUCUACGCCAUCAUCGGGAUGCAGGUGUUUGGAAACAUUGACCUGAAUGAAGACACAGCCAUCAACCAUCACAACAACUUCCGCACCUUCCUCCAGGCUCUCAUGCUGCUCUUCAGGAGUGCAACCGGGGAGGCGUGGCAUGAGAUCAUGCUGUCCUGUCUGAGUCAGAGAGCCUGCGACGAGCGAGCCGGAACCACCGUCAAAGAGUGCGGCAGUGAUUUUGCCUACUUCUACUUUGUCUCCUUCAUCUUCCUGUGUUCCUUUCUGAUGCUGAACCUGUUUGUAGCUGUGAUAAUGGAUAACUUUGAGUACCUUACCAGAGACUCCUCCAUCCUCGGGCCUCAUCACCUUGAUGAAUUCAUUCGUGUUUGGGCCGAGUAUGACCCUGCUGCUUGCGGACGGAUAUCCUAUAAGGAUAUGUACAAUUUGUUACGUGUUAUCUCACCUCCCCUUGGCUUAGGGAAGAACUGCCCUAAUAGGGUAGCAUACAAGCGCCUUGUCAAGAUGAACAUGCCCAUUGCUGAUGACAACACGGUUCACUUCACCUCCACCUUGAUGGCCCUGAUCCGCACUGCGCUGGAGAUCAAACUGGCCUCAGGAAUGGUAGCACAGCGACUGCUGGAUGCUGAGCUUAAGAAAGAGUUAUCCACAGUUUGGCCCAGCCUUUCUCAAAAGACUAUGGAUCUGCUGGUAACGCCACACAAGCCCAACGAGCUGACUGUAGGGAAGGUAUACGCCGCUCUGAUGAUCUUCGACUACUACAAGCAGAACCGAGCCAGGAGGCUGCAGAUGCUGCAGCAGCCACAGCCAAGCACGUCGAGCUCCCGGUGCAAGGUCGGGGCUCUCUUUAAGCCAUUGCUGCCUCUGACUCACAUGCAGGGACAAAACCUGCCAGUGAUCAUCAGCGUGGACUCUCCCAGCAUGCUUCAGCCCAGGCCCAAAUCCCGCCCCAUCUCCCAAGCACCCACCAGACUGAGCCUCAGUUCGCUCAACAAUGGAGGCACACUGAUGUUGGAGACCCCCAGGGACGCGUACCCUGCUAAAGCGAAGCGAACCGUCAGAGGCCCUCCUGAGGACACUUCAGACCCCGUCGUCUUUCAGGAGCCAGUGGAGAUGAGGAAGAUGGAGACUAGUGUCAGCAGUACCAUCCCUGCCCCAGAGUCAGGGCUGGAGAUCCAGGGAAGGGCUGCCUCUAUGCCUCGCCUGAAUACUGAGCAGCAGCAGAGCCGGUCUCGUCUCUCUGCGGGGAUUCAGCCAGCUUCUGUUGGUGACGCUGGCCCCAUGAAGCGCUCAGCCUCCACCGUGGCUCCACGACAGCUGGAGGAGCCGGCCCUGAAGCAGCACACAGCCGAGAAACCAUGCCAGGGGAGAACUCACCACCACCACAGCCACCACCGCUGCCACCACUGCAGAGACCGCGAGAAGAGGCAGAGGUCUUUGGAUACGCCUGUAGGGGCUCAACCCCCCGGCUCUGCAGGUCCAGCAGGAGAGCCAGCAGUCAAGACGGCAGCUUCCAGAGAACGAGGUCAUAACCGUGGGCGCUCCCAUGAGAGGAAGCACCAUCACUCCUCCACAGACAAACAGCGCUACUACUCCUGCGACCGCUACUGCAGCCGGGAGCACAGCUGCACCAAAUCUGCCGGUGCUAGCUGUGCUGUCUCCCCCACUGAGACACAGGAAACCAGCAACAAGCAGGGCAGUGGUUGGGUUGAGGGCAGCCCAGUGGCACUGAGCUCUGCUUCUAGCACACCGAACCGUGGACGUCGGCAGCUCCCACAGACCCCCCUCACCCCACGCCCGGGGGUGGCAUACAAGACUGCAAGUUCCUCCCCGGUGCACUUUGUGCCUGCUCAGGCCUGUCUUGGCCGAAUGAGCCGUGGUCAGUCGGAGCACAACGCCCUCCGCCAGAGCAGUUCCCGCCACUUCCCCUGGCCUGUCACCCGUAUCAGCUCCGAGCCUUAUCUAGGUCAGGGCCAUGUGGAGGCCCUGGACAGCCCCUAUGGCAGCCUUAGGGACCAGCUGGAUGUCUUCCGGGAUGCGGCGUCCCUGUCCUCCAGCCCCAGUGUUGGAAGCUCAUCUCGGACCACAAUGGCUCGGGCGAUAGAAGAUUUACAUCCAUCUCUUCCUGUAAACUUUAGCGUGCCCAAUGGGUACCAUGUCAUAAUUGGUGACAGCAGCAGCCCAGGAUCUGGUAUCAAGGCUCUUAGGCACAGGAGGUAAAGGAGGGAAGGAAUGGUGCUAGCAUGGCUUUAAACCAACAUUUUAAUGCAUUUUUGACCAAUUGUGAAGAGGUUUAUUAUCUUCUCUGAAGGCUUUACUUGACAUUGUCACUGUGUGUUAAAUGCUGUAUUUUAAUCCAGACUAAGUUAAGGAGAACAUCUGAAAAGGAAGAGUGUUUCACUCAAGGUUUGAAUGUGAAUUUGAAGGACCCUCCUCUUUGAGGAGAGGUACAGCAUUGGCGAUUAGAAGAGCAGAUCUUUUGCCAGUGUGAGAUAUUUUUCUGUUGUUAGUUUGAUUUGAUGUCAGCCUUUUGUUGAUACCACCACGCUGACCCUUAGUCAGCUUCAUAAACAAACAGAAAGUCAACAUUUUGACCUCCAAUGAGUGCUCAAACCAAACGUUUCAUUUAAAUGAAGUGCAGAUGUCUUUUUGCACCAGGAGAUCUGCUGUCUUCUAGAUGGGGGGGGGUCCAGCUGUUGUCUCUUCACCUUCUUUGUGGCAAGCAUUUCUUUUCAGGGUCAAAUAGAAUGAUAUUGGGUAUUAUUUCUGCCUCUGGAGGCAUGGCAGCACUGAUGUCUUCCUCACAUACAUCCCACAAACACAGCACAACAUUUAAUAUAAUUUAUGUUUCUACCAAAGGAUGAAAAAAAUCCUAAAAUUAAAAUAAAAAUGCACCAAUUUGUCAAUAUUAGUGGAUUUUUAACUGGUGUACAACUGAUGUGCAGGGAAAAGAAACAUUACCUCGUUUGAAUUUUCAUUUUCAGCUGUAACUUUUAAAACUGGGAUUUGGACAGUGUUUCUCCUGCAGUAGCAGCAACUUUUCAUACAGUUUCCAACAUCAUUAUAUUACAUUUCAUUUUUGAGGGAAAACUACAAAUAAGUGAUGGUUUUGUCAGAAGUGUUCAGUAUUUCCUGCUGUUUUGGAUUGAUUUGGACUUUCAGAACCAACAGACUGUGAUAAGAGUUCAGGAAACAUAAAUCGAGGUGAUGUCUCGUGCCAGUCAAACAGUUCUGGCCUUUACUCUGUGAUACUGGACUUCCAGAACAACACUAGACAGCUGCUGUCUGUCCAACAGAAGAAGUUGUUAGAGAGCUGAGCUUUGAUGUUGAAGAACACUAAUUUACUCAACAGAAACUUUAGUGACUGAGGCUCUUCAUCAGCAGGUGUUCUCAGCUCACUCCUCAGCUCGCUUCAGGUUUGUCGCUGGAAACAAGCUAGCAGACGGAUUUUAGCAUUUUUGCUUUACCCCUCACGUGGGGAAAUUCAUGCCCUAACAGUUCAGUUUCUUCAAAAAAAAGGAGCAUUUAACAUUUCUUCAGAGUGAUGCAAAAAGCAGCAGUAAUUUGAGACCAGCAGCCACAUGUCUUCAGUGUUUGGAGUCAAAGGGCAGCAGCAGGACCGAGGAGCAGCAUGGUGGCCUCAACAGAAAACAGAUCCGAGCAGUGACUUCAAACCUCAGACAUUAUGACACUGUACAGACAGCUUUAGUUUACAAACCUACCAUUCCAUGAUGAUGCCUAAUCCUUUCUGACAUUCCCUCAGCACGCCGUUCAACAGACGGCGCCACAUGUUUUUGUCAAAUCAAUGUUUCUUGCAACCUUAAGAAGAGAAGCAGUGCAUGGUGAUGGAACUAUGAGUGAUUUCUAUCAAACUUCCUUGUAGAUGUUCUCUUUAUAUUGUGUGCAUUUUUUGUAUGACAUGAAGGGUUGUUUGUGUGUUUCAUGUGAAGUGCUAAUGGUUUGCCAUCAUUUCAGGUGUAAGGUUUCUUACUUCUUUACAAUGUUUUUGACAAAGUGCCUAUCCUUUUAGAACUACUGUAGAAAAAGAUGCAGCAUCACCUGUUUUCUAACAUGUCCACACCAGAGCAGAUGUAGGACUCCUCCUGUGUGUAGCUCUGCAGGAACACAUGUACAGAAAGCCUUAUUUGUGUGUAGCGACUAUGCUUGAAAACAGGAAGGAGAAAUGACUUUAAAAACGCUUUCUUUUGGUUUUGCAAACACUGUAACGUUGCGAGCAUUUAACUGCAUUUCCAGGAAAACCCGUAUGUAGCAUGUUCAGAGGGCAGACGGAACAGUUUUCAUCGUCAGGUGCAGGUGAGGCUCAGCAAACACCUGGGUUUGCAUGGGGGGGCUGAUGGUUGGCGCUCAGAGAAGGUGGUUUGUUGAUGUUUCAGUGUUUGGCUCUGCGUGUGUUUGUGUGUGAAGAAUUGCUUCAUGCUGGGUUGGAGCUGGAGACUUUUUUUCUUUUUUGGUUUGCAGCGCUCAUUAAACUCCUUUUUUUUGACAGUUUUCACCCAGAAAACAUUUCUGGCAGCAGCUUCUGCUCCUCUGAUAUUGCAGUGAUCCGGUCUGUUCACACAACUCUUCCAGUUGGCUUUCCGUUCGAUUGUUUGGUUCUGAUCCACAUUGGCAGAACCAACAUCCUGAAUGGCUGCAUCAUUAACUGUGUUCCAGUUUCCUCUUUGUGAGUUCUGUUUUCAUUCUGGCAAAUGAAGCUUAGAGUCACACAAACUACAUUUUAAUGAACAGACUAAAAAUCACAUUUUCACUUAUUUGUAACCUUAAAAAUGUUUACAUUUGUGCUGGGGUUGCAGUGAAAAUGGUAAAUCCUUCUGCAUUAAGAAAUGAAAAAUGGGAUAUAUUUGGGAUCUAUUGUCAAACAACUACCAUUAAAAUGUCAUCUAGUAACUCACAGUCUUUUAUCAAAAGAUUCAUUUAUUUAAAGUGAACCACCAUCUUACCUGCAUGCUCCACUUCUUAUUCAGGGUAUGAACAGUAUGAACACAAUUAUCCCGUAGUCAGCAUAAAAAUGGACAGUUUGGUGCCAAAUAUUGAUAUAUUAAGCAAUAAUAUGUACGGUCUGAACAAAGGUCCUUCUCAUGGGCACUUCAUGGGCGGCUGUGGCUUUGAACACUCACAUGGAGUAAACGGAUAACGUCAAAGGGUCGUCAGAACAACCACACAUUUCAGUGAAAAUGAAAUGAUUCCUCUAACAUUGUCAGAUGCUUUGGUUUCAUUUGUUUGUUUCAGUCAUGUUAAAUCAGGAUUCUGGCCCUGUGACAGACCAGCGAGCUGUCCAGGGUUUACCCCCCCUUCACCCUACAGUAGGGACAGGCUCCAGCAACCCCGUGAUUCUGAAAGGAGUAAAGACGGUUUAGUAAAUGGAUGGAUGAUGGAUGAGGGGUCCCAUCUGUGAGUCUGAAUUUGGUUUGAUUAAAAAAAAUACAUUUGAGGUUGAUUUAAAUUAAGAGAAUAAAGCAGGAAAGAGUUGGACUCCCAUCAGAAAGGCAAACGGUUUGAGAGAUCUUUGAAUCAACCAUGUUGACGUUAGAUCAGAUCAGAGUGUCAGAUCAGCUGAUCCAUGCUAAUGGCAGCUUCAGGGUUUUCUUUCAGUUAUCAGAAACACUGCCAUGGAGUGGGAACUGUUUACAUUCCAAAAUCUUAAAAAUAAGAGUUAUCCUAGGCUGGAUUUUGCUGUUUUUAGCUGCUUUAUUUUAUCUCUUAGGAACCAGAGAAUCUGUUUUGUCAGUAAGAUAAAAAUGUGUCGGUGUAGUAGAUUUCUGAUUGACUGGAACUGGGACACAGUUAAUAGGUCAGCGUGUCUGAGUGAUGCAGAUGUUUGCUGACCUGUGCAGGAGGUGCUGCAGGAUUGGUUUUGUGGGUUCAGCUGUGACCUGCGUAGCUCAGCUCCAAACCAAACUCAUGAAAGCCGGAAGGCUUUUCCCAGCUGCUGUAUGAAGAUGUGAGCUCAGCUGAGCUUCUCUUCUCACUGUUUCACACCAGCCUCUCUGCUUCCCAGCUCCUGUGUCUCUGCGUGUGCAUGAGAGUGUGAUUCAGGACUGCUUCGAUCCAAACCCAGAACCAUAUCUGGUUUAUGGUUAACACAUGAACCAUUUUUGUUAUGCAACCUUGAGAGAUUUUCUGUUCCGAUCUGAGCGGCGCUGAAACCUUUGUGUGCAGAACUCUAAGACUCAGCAAGUAGGGCUAUGCAACAAGACAAACUCAUUUCUCCAUCCUCUCUGUAGCUUCUAAUGCUGGUCUCCUCAGAUUCAGGCUUCAGCAUGAUUGUGACCAAAUGUUUUAUAGAAAAAAAGCAAAUACAAAAAAAGAUUUGAAAUGCAUUAAGGCACAACGUGUAAAGAUGAGGCAGAAUAUUUAGAAUUACAUGCUUCUCAUAUAUUUGCAUGCAUAGCGUUUACCCACUUCAGCGAUGUCGAAUGGGGAGUCGGUUUGCUCCAGGUGAGAGUCGAUGUGAUCUGUUUGUUUGCAAUAACCCAGUUUUAUUGAGAAGUUGUCAGGACGCCUUUGUGUGUCCGAUUUCAACGUUUGGUUGUGCAGAAGUUCCUCCUUUCAGCAGCUUCGUUUCACUGUGGAGACAGCUCCUCUGAUUUUGUGGCCUCCGCUCUGCGUGACAGGAAUUGGACCUGCGUCCCCGUUUCUCCACAGAGCACACCUGAAAACACAACAUCUCUUCCUUCUGCGUGGCAUUUUCCGGAGAAAAUACAAAUGACUGCAUGCUCCAACUAUGUACGUGCAUGUGCAAAUCUUAGUACUUUUAUAUACCACGUGACUUUUGGUUGUUGAUUUUUAAUAUUUGAUAUGAACUGUGGGGCUGAAAGACUUCUUUCUAUAAAACAGUAUUUAAUGUUGUCUGUAGUUGAGCCCCACACAGCAGAGCUAGAACAUUCCUUCAUUUGGGUGUUGGGAUUUGGUGAAAUGUUUGAUUUGCCUGACUUAUGUUUCUGGGCUGUACUUUGAAUUCUGCAAUUGUUUCUACAUUGAACAUUUUGUAUGAAGCAAAGUUCCUUGAAAUAAAAAAAAGAAUAAAAUCAAA
Oryzias melastigma (Indian medaka) is the source of this 12500-nucleotide messenger RNA. RefSeq names its product calcium channel, voltage-dependent, N type, alpha 1B subunit, a (gene cacna1ba). The transcript has 52 exons. Lineage: Eukaryota; Metazoa; Chordata; Actinopteri; Beloniformes; Adrianichthyidae. The record is from RefSeq and is a predicted model, not a curated record. The coding region runs from base 578 to 7666 and encodes 2362 amino acids. Gene Ontology annotation, molecular function: high voltage-gated calcium channel activity. Gene Ontology annotation, cellular component: neuronal cell body; membrane; voltage-gated calcium channel complex. Gene Ontology annotation, biological process: chemical synaptic transmission; calcium ion import across plasma membrane.